AUGACUCGUCUCGGUCUCGUGCCUUUCUGUGAGGGAGGCAUGUUGUCGCUCUUUAACUGGAGAGGCAACUCGGGUGGCCUGGCGAUUCGUCUUUCUCCUCGCCAACGAGUGAUUGCCAUCGAAGAACGUAAACUUGGUUUCGCUCAAUUGACGCUUCUCGGUCAGGCUGCUCUGUUACAUCCCGCGUGUCGGACCAGCUACCAUGCGCGACUGCUCCGUCUGGGUCUCAUACCCCUCGCAUUCGGCUUACUGGCCUCAUUUGCCAUGCGAAGGCGUGCUCAAUCAACGUCCCCACUGGAUAGCGCAGCGAAUAUCUUUAUUGGUCCAAUGAUCGCUGUAACCGCCCUGCGAAGUUUGAUUUGGGGGACAAGUUCCAAACCAUACCAUCGAUUGAAAGACUCCGAAGCGCGGGGUUCACUUUUGGAUAAAUUAGCCUUUGGACUUUCACUUCUUUCUAGUCCGAGAGGAAUCGGUUGGUCUUUCGGGGUUCCUCUACAACCUGUCAAUCAAACCAGAACGGACUUCUUUCGAGAUACAUUGAAAAGACUUUCAAGCGAUUUAUGCAUCUUUACAAGCUCAGUCGCCAUCUUAGCCAUCAUUGACAUCAGUCCAUAUGCAACUACACCAAUCUUUCGAUAUCUCAUGACCUUCUUUUCCGGUACGCUUGCUUGGACCAUGCUUGAUAGCGCUGGAUGUUUUGCCCGACUAGUAGCCCUCUUAUUCGGACUUGAUCUGGCCGAAUAUACUUUCUGGCUUGAUUCUCCAAUCCGAUCGACGAACCUUGCAGAUUUUUGGUCAAGAAGAUGGCAUAGCGUCUUGAAACACGUGUUUGUGGAAGGGGGAGCCAAACCGUGUGAAGCAAUAGUUCAAAAGUUGUUAGGCAAUGGUGUUCUCAGUCGAUCAGCAGCAUUAAUUGGUGCUUUCACAAUCUCAGGAUUGAUCCACGAGUUUGGUCUCUGGUUUGCUACUCAACCGGAUCUUUCAUUUCGAACUACGAGUUUCUUCGUGAGUCAAGGAUUAGGAGUGGUACUUGAAUCUACAUUUUCUAAAUUGACUGGCCGCCGUGUAGGUGGUUGGCUUGGUAGAAUUUGGAUGUUACUAUGGUUGGUAGCUUGGGGUAGAUUGAUGAUUGAUUCUUGGCUAGACCAAGGUGUGGUGGAUAGUAGCUUAAUGAAAGCAUAUCUUUCAGAGCAUGGAUAUUUUUGAAUUGCUGUUUACUUUUCCCUUAUUGAUUGUGUUGUAAACUUUCCCUCAUGGAUUGUGAUCGAAUAUCAGUCAUAGAGUAUUCACUUGCAUAAUUGUCUAAAUAUUUGGAUGAUAUAUAACUGGCCCACUUGGCAUCUUGCU
Molecule: messenger RNA, 1347 nt
Organism: Melampsora larici-populina 98AG31
Lineage: Eukaryota; Fungi; Basidiomycota; Pucciniomycetes; Pucciniales; Melampsoraceae
Exons: 2
Coding region: 1-1206 (401 amino acids)
Biological process (GO): lipid metabolic process
Source: RefSeq, a predicted model, not a curated record